AUGGAAAAAGGACUACAACUCACCUAUAAUGUCGGUAAUACAAUCGAUAAACCCUAUCGAGAACUCUUAGGGAGUCUUAUGUACGUGAUGCUUUGUGUAAGGCCUGAUAUAUGUUACCAUGUGAGCUAUCUCGGAAGAUUUCAACAAAAUCCUUCAGAAGAACAUUGGCAAUCAUUGAAAAGAGUCUUAAGAUAUUUAAAAGGUACAGUUAAAAAGAAACUAAUAUACACAGCAAGCGACGAUAAUAUUUUGGUUGGAUAUGCCGACGCCGAUUGGGCAAGCGAUACUACAGAUCGGAAGUCGAUUAGUGGUUACAUAUUUAAAGUUUAUGGAUGUACAGUAUCAUGGUCCAGUAAAAAGCAGCAAACAGUUGCAACAUCGUCAAGUGAAGCCGAAUACGUAGCCUUAAGCUCUGCAGUAUCUGAAGCUAUAUGGCUGAGAGGCAUACUUCAAGACUUAGAUAUUUUGAAGAAUGAAACCAUUACUAUUAAUGAAGACAAUCGUGGUUGCAUAUGCAUGGCAAAUAAUGUAAAGUCAAAAAGAUCCAAACACAUUGAUAUUAGACAUCACUUCAUUAGAGAUAAUGUGGAGAAAGGAGUUGUAAAAAUAGAAUCAAUUAGUACAUCAGAUCAGUUGACAGAUAUAUGCACGAAAUCGUUGGAUACAAAAUCGUUUUUAAAUUUUUGUAGUUGUUUAGGUUUAUAUGAUUGA
Molecule: messenger RNA, 711 nt
Organism: Lucilia sericata (common green bottle fly)
Lineage: Eukaryota; Metazoa; Arthropoda; Insecta; Diptera; Calliphoridae
Product: secreted RxLR effector protein 161-like
Exons: 1
Coding region: 1-711 (236 amino acids)
Source: RefSeq, a predicted model, not a curated record